AUGACUUUGAAACAUAUAUGUACAGGUGUUUGUGUAGUUGUUAUUAUAUUUUCGGUAGUCAAUAGUUCAAGAGAUAAGGAAGACAUUUCACCGGACAUCGCUCAAAUCCAAGACAAUGUAUCAGCCGUCAAAAGUUUGAUAAACAAAGUUAUUAAAAACUAUAAUAAGUUGGAUAAACUCGCUGCAUCAGAUGUAGAAUAUGAUGAUAACACUGAUUCUGAGAAGAAACAACACAUGGACGAGGGAAAUAAAGGCAGAAUAAUAUUUAGGGUCACAACUGAUAAUCACAUUCUGAUGUUAAACCGCAAGCCACCUUUAUUGUUUUCGUUUUCUGGUAAAUUAAAGAAAGGUGAAAUCAAAGAGAAAAAAACUAUAGAGAUAUCAAAAGAAAAUGAUAACUUUCGUAAUUUAGAAACAGAUUCCAAAGAUACAACGGAUACUCAAAUAAAAUUAAGAAAUGUUGAAGAUGACAACGAUCAUAAAGACGAACGCUCAUCAGAAUUCGAAGAUAAUCACUACAAAGAAAAUUAUAGUGGAGAACCAUAUUCUAAACAAAAAGUUUUAAUCGUACACGUUGGAAAAGGAAAAUCAAAUCAGCGUGAAAAUCCUACAUCAACUGCAAGGCAAAAAUAUCUUUCUUCAAAUAUACCUAAGAAAGAUUUUACAAAAAAGAUUACAAAAUCAGAAGAAGUGAUUCAAAAUUCUCACUCUGAAGAGGACAAGGCGAUGGAAAGUGAAAUUAAGAAAGCUAACUAUUUACGGCAGGCCUAUGCCGAUGCAUGCCAUCAAGUUGUAGUUCGGAAGUGUUUAAGGGCAUUACGGGCUGCGCUAAACGACGUAUGUUCAAGAAGCAGGAAAUGCACUUCAAAGUAUAAAGAAGACUUUAGAGAAUUCGGCCACGAGGGUUGCAACGAGCAGUUCGGUGAUCAAAAAUCUACCUGCAGAAUGGGUCUCGAUAUUGAUGAAGAUACAGAGUCUGAAAAACAAGAGAGAGCAAGACAUUUGGACUCUAAAAAGCAAGAGAGACAAGAGACAGUAGUAGAAGAGGUUAACUGGAAGAGAUCCAUCAAAGGGAAAAAGACACCUGAACACGCCGAAAUUCACGAAGUGAACAUCCUCCGAGACAGGUUCGAGAAAUUGUGCAAAAAGUCAUCUUACACGAAAUGCAGAGCGGCGUGCAAGCACGCUUCAGACAAAACUUGUGAGCAACACGAAUGUGUUAGCGCUAAGAAGAAGGCGUUGAAGAAAUCUUGCAAAACUCGGUGUCAAGAGACAUAUGCGUACAAAGGAGGGUCGGAUGAGAGUGAAGAUGAAGAUAGGGAUACGGAUUCGGAUGAGUCCGAAUAG
Molecule: messenger RNA, 1347 nt
Organism: Cydia fagiglandana
Lineage: Eukaryota; Metazoa; Arthropoda; Insecta; Lepidoptera; Tortricidae
Exons: 7
Coding region: 1-1347 (448 amino acids)
Source: RefSeq, a predicted model, not a curated record